This is a messenger RNA of Adineta ricciae, 435 nucleotides long. The record is from the annotation of a GenBank genome assembly. Lineage: Eukaryota; Metazoa; Rotifera; Eurotatoria; Adinetida; Adinetidae.
AUGUUCUUCUACACUCGAUAUCCCAAUUCCGGAGUAUUGAAAGCUUACUUUCCUGAUGUACGCUUUAAUAAAGUCAUCACUGCACAAUUAGUGAAAUGGUUUUCCAAUUUUCGAGAAUUUUUCUAUCAACAAAUCGAAAAAUAUGCGCGACAAUGCUUAGCCGAAGGUCUUCGAAACCCCGAAGAUUUAACCGUGACACCUAAUUGUGAACUCUAUCGAGUUCUCAAUCUUCAUUACAAUCGUUCGAAUCAAAUUAAUGUACCAAUCAGUUUUCAGAAAGCAACACAAGGAGCACUACGCGAAUUUUUCGUUGCUAUUCAACAGCAAAAAGAUCAUGAAUCAUCAUGGAAGAAAAGUAUCUACAAAAUCAUGCAACAAUAUGAAGAUCAAAUGCCGGAUUUUUUCAAAAACGAUCAUUGGAUGCAUUCCAUCUGA